AUGCGCCCAUCUGCUCUGAGGUUGGCCGUGGCCGCCACGCGCGGCGGUCUCAGACCCAACUCGGUUGCUCUUCUGCCGCCUGUCCACCUGUACCGUCGCCUCCUUCGCGCCCACCGCAAGCAUCUCCCUACCGAUAUGAGGCUUCUCGGCGACGAGUACAUCAAGGCCGAGUUUAGGGCUCAUAGGAAAGUCGACAACCCGGCCCAUCUGAUAGGAUUUCUGACCGAGUGGCAACUCUACGCCCAGAAGAUUGAGGGUGACUCCUGGGUCGGCGAGAAGCUCGACGAGGGGAAACUCCAGAAAAUGAGCGAUGAGCAAAUAGCCCAAUUGUACGAGUUGAUGCAGGCAAUUCAAAAGAGAAACAUGGGCGAGUAG
Messenger RNA from Ilyonectria robusta, 375 nucleotides. Its product is annotated as putative ACN9 family domain-containing protein. Gene Ontology annotation, biological process: succinate metabolic process; mitochondrial respiratory chain complex II assembly. The transcript has 3 exons. The record is from RefSeq and is a predicted model, not a curated record. Bases 1 to 375 code for a protein of 124 amino acids. Gene Ontology annotation, cellular component: mitochondrial intermembrane space; mitochondrion. Lineage: Eukaryota; Fungi; Ascomycota; Sordariomycetes; Hypocreales; Nectriaceae.